ACUCGAAAAGCUUGUAUAAUAUUUUUUAGUGUAUAUGCUGUUGUAUACAUUUAAAAUCGAAAAAUGCUAAGUAAAAGAAAUAUCGUGUGUUUAUACAAUUUAUUAUUUCUUUUAACGCUGAUGUCAGCAUCAAAGUUGACGAAUAUUGAAAACAACCCCACUCAAAUUUAUCUCCUGGGAUUAAAUGACGCUGGAAAAACUGCAAUUUUCAACAGUUUAUUAGGUAGAAACUUUACAUUAUCUCAACCAACAAUCGGUUUUAAUUUGGAAGACGUAAAAUAUAAGGAUUUGAGCUUUUCUUUGUGGGAUCUUGGAGGUCAAUGUAGAUUACGGUCAUUAUGGAAGCAUUUUCUAAAUGAAAAUACAAAUGGUAUUAUAUUCGUAGUGGAUGCAGCAGCUGGAAAAGAGCGGUUGAAAUUGGCAUCAAAAGUGCUACACGAAACACUUCAAAAUGCUAUUAUACCCGACGAGCUCUUCCUUUUGGUUUUGGCAAAUAAACAGGACGUGGAUGUUAAACUAAGUGCAGCAGAAAUAGUAGAUGGUCUAAAAUUGGUGGGAUUAAAGUAUGAAUGGGAGCUGUUGAAGACCUCAGCAAAGCAUAAUACCGGUAUAAUAGAGUGUUUGGAUUGCCUAAAACGAAAAUUUAACUAGCGUAAAUCAAGUAUCAAGCGAUUUAAAUAUAUGUUUAUUAAUAUGUAUAUGUAUAAAAUAAAUGUAACUGCAUAAUGAAA
This is a messenger RNA of Bactrocera oleae (olive fruit fly), 731 nucleotides long. The record is from RefSeq and is a predicted model, not a curated record. Lineage: Eukaryota; Metazoa; Arthropoda; Insecta; Diptera; Tephritidae.